This is a messenger RNA of Hansenula anomala, 2412 nucleotides long. It is a transcript of the gene HUL4, whose product is annotated as putative E3 ubiquitin-protein ligase HUL4. The record is from RefSeq and is a predicted model, not a curated record. The transcript has 3 exons. NCBI's taxonomy places the organism in Eukaryota, Fungi, Ascomycota, Saccharomycetes, Phaffomycetales, Wickerhamomycetaceae. The annotation marks the transcript as partial. Gene Ontology annotation, molecular function: ubiquitin-protein transferase activity. Gene Ontology annotation, biological process: positive regulation of protein catabolic process; protein polyubiquitination; proteasome-mediated ubiquitin-dependent protein catabolic process.
UGUCGGUGCUGUGGCUCACUAGUCAAACUCCCUGAAUCUGUCACAAAAUUCAAAUGCUCAAUAUGUCAAAGUACCAUCACAUUGAUAGAUCCAAGCUCUGCUCCAAAUAACACAACUACAUCUUCAUCAAUCAUCAGCUACAGAUCGAUACGGCGGAAAAUCAAAGAAUGUGAGAAGCAAAAACAUCCAAAUCAUCAUGUCACUUAUAAACCUUUAGAGGAUUACUUGGAUCAAUGCUUUGGUUCAUUUGAAAUUUUGAACAAUUCAUUCACAGUACGAAGAACCACUCAUUUAUCAUCAUCUUCCCCCAACAUCAAUUUUGCAGAAGUUGGAGAUUGUUAUAAGCUGGUCAUGUCAUUGCCAACUACAAGACCUUUUUUAAAGCUAUUGAACUCGGCUAUAGAACUAUUGAAUAGACCAGGGAAAUCUCUGACCAAGCCUGAGGAUCUCAAAUGGUUAUUGAUACUUUGGGAGCUUCCAACUUUACGUGAAUCACUAUAUUAUCACAAAAAGUCAGUAUCUAGAUUAGAUACACCUGCAAUUAGAUCUUUAUCGUAUCAAAUAAUUAAGAAGGUGAUUGGAUAUCUUUCAAACUCUGAUCGGUCCAGUUUGAAAUAUUUGUCUUCUUGGAUCAACCACACUUCAAAUCAAGAUUAUUUCAGUAGUAAAGUUGAAUUGCUCAAUUUGUACAUCACAUUCCAUUUAACAAGGCUUCUCAAUAAGUGUCAAAAUUCAGCAAAUACAAAACCACCAUAUGCAUCAUCCCUUAGGAUUUCAAGCUCGCCAACGAGUCCUGUAUACUCUGAGUAUAAUGAAUCAGCAAAAUUGAAUGGUACAGCUUCAACACCAUCAUCUAGCACGAGGAGAUCUUCAUACAAUAAUAACUCUACGGUAAGUGAGCCAAAGCCAACUAAUAAGGAUGAUAAACCAUUUGAGUUUAAGUUAAAACCUCUUCAUUACGGGAAUGAAUGGCACAUUAAAACAGCAGCAAGAUUAUUGUCUGUGUUUUUUGUUGCAAACAAGCGCAAGUUGCCAGUUUAUUCCUUUUAUAAUUCAUUGGUGGAUUCUGUUAAUGUUAAACAGGAUUUUGAAGCCUGGCAAUCAAUGUUCAAAACAUCUAGAAACGGGGGCGCCAACAAAUUAUUUUUUGAUCUUUCAGGUUUGACAAGUAACAAUAAAUCUUCACUAACAUUUUGUCAAUUUCCAUUCUUAUUAUCUCUAGGUGCUAAAAUUUCCAUAUUGGAGUAUGAAGCUAAAAGAACCAUGGAACGUAAAGCGGAAGAAGCAUUUAUUAGGGCCUUGGAUAAAAAGAAAGCUAUGGAUGUCCAUUUAAGAAUAGAUGUUAGAAGAACACAUAUAUCAAAUGAUUCUUUACGUUGUAUCAAGGAACAAGCUGGUGAUUUGCAAAAAGCUUUAAAAGUUCAUUUUGUUGGGGAACCAGGUGUUGAUGUUGGUGGGUUGAAGAAAGAAUGGUUUUCUUUGUUGACGGCUGAAAUUUUCUCUCAAGAAAAUGGAAUGUUUGAAUAUAAUGAUGAAUCUCAUUUAUGUUGGUUUGCUGCUAUGCCUCUUGAAAGAAAUGACGAGCUAUAUUAUAUGGUUGGUGUUGUGCUAGGCUUAGCGAUGUAUAACUCCACAAUUUUGGACUUGAGAUUCCCCUUGGCCUUGUAUAAGAAACUAUUGGGUAAAAAAGUUGAUUUAGAUGAUUAUAGUGAGUUGUUCCCUCAAACUGGAUUAGGAUUAUCAAAAUUGCUUGCAACUAAAGAAGAUGUUUCAGAUUAUGGACUCUAUUUUGAAACCACCUAUAAAGAUUUACUCGGUAAUCCAAUCACAAAAGAGUUGGUUCCUAAUGGAUCUAAAAUUCCAGUUAAUCUGUUGAAUCGUCAUGAAUAUGUUGGUAAGUGGGUGAACUUUUAUAUGAAUGAAUCUAUUAAAGCACAAUUUGAUAGUUUCCAUACAGGAUUCCAUAGUGUGAUUGGAGGUAAUGCAUUAUCAUUAUUUGCACCAAAAGAGAUUGAAAUGAUUAUAUGUGGUGAUAACCUCAAUGAUAGCAAGUUGGAUGUUGAAUCGUUUAGAUCAAUAACGAAAUAUAAUGGAUGGGCAUCACCAACAGAUGCAAAUGAAUCAAAUAUAGUUUCAUGGUUUUGGGAAUGGUUUGGUCGGCUGAGCAACUCCCAACAUAAAAAAUUCCUACAAUUUGUGACAGGUUCAGACCGUAUACCUGCAACUGGUAUUCAUACAAUGCAAUUCAAAAUCACUAGGAUGCCAUAUUAUGGACCACACAACGCCAUUAGAUUCCCUGUUGCGCACACCUGUUUCAAUGAGCUAUGUCUCUAUGAAUACCGUAGUAAAGAUGAGCUCUAUCACAAAUUGAACUGGGCCAUCAACGAGAGCAGAGGGUUUGGAAUAAGAUGA